AUGCUAAGACCGACAGCUCGGCGACUAGCAAAGGAGGUGACGUAUGUAGAGGUGUGGGAACACUUUAAACGAUUUGGCGAUUCGAAAGGUUCUGAUAAUGUUAGUUGCCGCUUACUGUGCUCUGAUGAUGUGGCAGCGCAGCUCAAUUCAAAAGUAAAGAUGCGGUAUCUGUUGGAGCAGUUCCUUGUAAAAAGUGCAGCAGUGGGCGGUACAAGUGGUGAACAGCAGCGUUGGUGGACAGGUGAUUUUUCGCGUAGUGUGAACGGUGACCGCCGUGUUGUAACGGAGUUGCUGCUAAAUGAUGGUUGGAAUUUAGUGGGGGUAAAUAAUUGUGUAUCUGAGCGAGAAUGGCUCAUUACAACAAUGACAUUCCUACGGGAUAAGAGUGAUGUGUAA
This is a messenger RNA of Trypanosoma theileri, 396 nucleotides long. RefSeq lists its product as uncharacterized. NCBI's taxonomy places the organism in Eukaryota, Euglenozoa, Kinetoplastea, Trypanosomatida, Trypanosomatidae. Bases 1 to 396 code for a protein of 131 amino acids. The record is from RefSeq and is a predicted model, not a curated record. The transcript has a single exon.